Molecule: messenger RNA, 978 nt
Organism: Chinchilla lanigera (long-tailed chinchilla)
Lineage: Eukaryota; Metazoa; Chordata; Mammalia; Rodentia; Chinchillidae
Product: melanoma-associated antigen 10-like
Biological process (GO): negative regulation of transcription by RNA polymerase II
Cellular component (GO): nucleus
Source: RefSeq, a predicted model, not a curated record
AGGCAGCACAGAGGAGGUUUCUGAUCCUGAAGUGCCAGAUCUUCCUCAGGAUGCUGAAGGAGGUUCCUCGCCCCCUGAUUCCAGGGCCACCACUCCAUCCAGUCCCUCUGCAGAGGGCUUCAGUAUUGUUGCAGAGGAGUGUUUCCUCCUCACGCAGGCAGUGUCCGUCGUUGAGUCCUUGAUGGGUUAUUCCAUAAAUGAUAAGAUGACUGAUUUGAUGGUGUUCCUGUUCCAAAAGUAUCGAAAGAAGGAAAUGACCACUCAUACAGAAAUGCUACAGUGUGUCUUCCUAGAUUGUGAGGAGAGCUUUCCUGAGAUAUUCAGGAUAGUCUCUGAGUGCAUGUAUCUGGUCUUUGGAAUUGAUGUGAAGAAAGCAAAGAAUUCUAGCCAAUGCUAUAUCAUUAUGCCUGCCCUGGGCCUCUCCUAUGAUGGGACGGUGGAGGAUGUCCCAAGCUUUCCCAAGACCACUAUCCUGAUAAUCGUCCUGGGUGUCAUCUUCUUUCAGGGCAACUGUGCCAGGGAGGAGGCCAUCUGGGACGUGCUGAGUGGGAUAGAGGUGUUUCCUGGGAGUGAGCAUCUCAUUUACGGGGAGCCUAGGAAGUUCAUCACUGAAGAUUUGGUGAAUGAGCAUUACCUUGAGAAUCGGCUUGUGCCUAACAGUGAUCCCCCUGAGUAUGAGUUUCUUUGGGGCCCCAGGGCCCUGAUUGAAACCACUAAGCUGGAGGUCCUGGAAUUUUUGGCCAAGGUCAAAGAUACCACCCCCAGUGCCUUUACUGUUUGGUAUGAGGAGGCACUGAGAGAAGAAGAGGAGAGAUUCCAACUUCCAGAUCUGCCCGACUGGUUAUAAGUAGGGCUAGGGUCCGGGACAGGGCCAUAUCCAACAGCUUGUCCUGUCUCAUAUAAUUUCUGAGGCCAAUUCUUUCAUUUACGUUUGAAAAGAGCAGUUACUUUUUCUUUUUCUUUUUUUUUUGUCUUUUU